AUGAGAAUUGCAAAUGUGCAAAGAAGUGGAAAGACCUACGUAGAAUUAGUAAUAGCCCGUCUAUGCAGAGGCAAAGGAGCCGCCGCGGAAUAUCCCCUCACUGCUUUGCUUCGUGAAAUAAACUGUGGCGAGUAUUUUACAAACACAUUUAAGACGUACUUGCAAAAUAUUCCACCUGUCAAACGUGUAACAAAAAAAAAAGAGAAGUAUGAUCAAACUUUUUUUUUAAAAAUUUUGCAACUAGUUAAGAUUUUUAAUCAAAUCAAAUUUUUUAAGACUUUAAAAAGGGGAACUACUUCACAUUUGGAACACAUUUUGGCCUUCCCCCUUGAGAAGGGAAAAGGGAACAUUCGCAAAGAGGAGGAGCAAAAAUUUUUUCCAAAUGUAGACCAUCAUAAAUUGUUCUACGAAUAUAUGACCAGCAACUAUGAUGAGGACACUGAUAAAGAAAAAUUUGAUGACCAAAAUGAUAUCAACUUCGUGAACAGCUUAAACAUAUUUGGCGACAAAUUAGAGGAAAUAACGGGUGUAGACGAUGCAGAGAGUUUUUAUUUUCACAAAAAGGGGUCCAUCAGAAAAGGAUCAGAAUAUCCAGAGGGGAAAGAAAAUGUGGACUACUCCCCACACUGCAUAAAUGAAGACCUGCGCAAUUUGCCCACAUCGAGCAUUUCCCCCUUCAAUUAUCCCCAUGUGGGUAUAAAUGCUCCGCACGGUGAGAUAAUAGCGACAAACAAAUUUAAUUUCCCCGGUGACGAAGAAGUGCAUGACGAGCUGAACAACCAUAGGAGCUUCGACUACGUGAGCUUUGCUAAGACGUUUAUCCAUUUAUUAAAAAAUUUAAUAAAACACCUACAUGACGAUGGGUUGGUCAGGUUAUAUAUUCACUGCUCCAACAUGUUCGAUACCGAAUGGGAUGAUAACGAAGUGUUGUCAUUCUACACAGAAAUGUACAAACGGAUUCAUAAGAUGAAAAAUAUUUCAAACAAAAACAUAGCGUACAUUUUAAGCGCAUGCAAUAACUAUUGUUUAAAGGAGGAAAAUACGCUCCUCUUAAAAAAACUAAAAAGAGACAUUCUGUCGAAUAGUACGUAUGGAAAGGCCGGCACAAAAAGUUACUUAAAUAUAUAUAACAUCACUCCAUCCCAUUUGGAGAAUAUUAUUUACACAUUUUCAAAACAUAGGUUUAGAGAAAAAAAUUUGUUCGCACUUUUCAGCGAAAUUGUAAAGGAAAAGUUCCACGGGUUCUCUUGCAUAACUACGAUAAAUAUUUUAAACAGCUACACCAUCUUGAAUUACGAAUCAUUAGUGUUUGAUUUUCUUUAUGCAAAAAUAAAGAGCUUUGAUUUCUUAUCAUUUACGGUGUGUAGGGGGAAAAAUGUGAUAAAGCUGAUGAAUACACUGUUGCUGAUUGAGCGUCGCAACUGCAGAUCGGUUGGUGGCGCAGAGAAAGUGACGUUUGCCACAAGAAAAGACGGCACUGUCAAGCGCAGUGCUUCAUUAACCGAUGAGGGAGUUUACACAACGCUCAUGUCGGCGCUGCUAUACGAGCUGAAAACGUUUAAGGGGAGGGGCACCCACGAUAGCAAUGUAAGUGGGGGAAGCAGCGGAGGUGAUCGGAGCGACCAGAGAGACCGAAGCAGUAAUGAUGCCCAUCGCACGCGAGCCCCCACAGGAGAGCACGUCAUUCGCAGCAUUUACAAAAAACUGCUGAGGCUGCAAAUAAUUGGCGUGCAAAACAAAUCGGAUCUGAUGUUUCUAAAAAGAAUACUCAAGAGGACGUACGGCAAGCUGGACGUGGACCAGUUGGACGAUUUUUUUGUCUUUUCAUUCAUUAACUUGAAUUUGAACAAAAUUAAUUUUCAUAAGUUAGUUUUUACAUUACUAACGUAUAAUAAUUUAAUCGAGGGGGAGAGACUCUUAAACAAUUAUACACAAACAAAAACAAAGUUUAUCUAA
Messenger RNA from Plasmodium cynomolgi strain B, 1956 nucleotides. RefSeq lists its product as hypothetical. The record is from RefSeq and is a predicted model, not a curated record. The transcript is spliced from 2 exons. Bases 1 to 1956 code for a protein of 651 amino acids. Lineage: Eukaryota; Apicomplexa; Aconoidasida; Haemosporida; Plasmodiidae.